AUGUUAGUGUUUCCGGCUUGGAGAUCGGAUUUGCCCCGGGACGGGUGUAGGGUGCCAAGGUGGAUGCCCGCUGAAAGAUUCGCGCCUUAUUUCGCGAGAACUGUAGCUUUGCCGCCACAUCCACCACAGUUGGAAGAUGAUGAUUCGUCUGGUGGAUCGUCCCCUGACAGAACCUCUACCGACACGGUUGAGAAUGCGGAGGGAGUGUGCCAGUGGCGAGGGUGCGGCGCGCACUUCCCGAGCGUGGCACGCCUGUCCGCGCACGUCGCACGCGCACAUGCGCUUGCACACAGAGAUGGACUCUUCUACUGCGGGUGGAAGGGAUGCACAAGACCACAAAGAGGAUUUAAUGCACGAUACAAAAUGCUGGUCCACGUGCGAACACACACAAACGAACGUCCACACACCUGCAACCAGUGCAAUAAGAGUUUCUCCAGAGCAGAAAACUUGAAAAUUCACCUCAGGUCACAUUCUGGAGAGAAGCCCUACGUUUGUCCUUAUGAGGGUUGCGGCAAGGCAUAUUCAAACUCCAGCGACAGGUUCAAGCACACAAGAACACAUGCUGUAGAGAAGCCGUACUGCUGCAAAGUCCCCGGCUGCAACAAGCGAUACACAGAUCCGUCCAGUCUGAGGAAGCACGUCAAGACAUACAAACAUUAUACAGCAGAACAAAAGGCACGCCAGGAGUCAUCGGAUGAAGUUUACAGCCCCGAAACGUACUCACCUACAAAGGAAAAUAGCUCUUCGUACACAGUUAUAGAGCCCACAUCACCGCUACACGCCAGCAGAGCGUUCAACGUGCCCGUCAGCUCUCUAUCCCCGACACUACCGACAUACCCGCCGAUGCUGGCAGACACCUCCGUCCCUGCAACCAUGCCGUACUCUCCCAUGGAACAAGUCACCUACAUCAGGCCACUUGAAACCCUCUACCCAGUGAGAAUCCCAACAAAUGAGAUGUCCUACAUGGAGUACACACAAAUGUAUGAGCAUGCGUACAGAAACUACUACUCCAGCACACUCUCCUACCCACCAUUGGGACCAAGUAUUAGUGACAAAGUAUUUACUUAUGAGGAACAGCCUCGCCUUGAAGAAGUGCCCGUCAAGAAAGUGGCGGAGAGUCCCAAAAUGUACAAUCCAAUGGACGAGGACAUGCCUCUAAACCUUAUUUGCUCAAAACGACGAGAUUACAAAACUAUUGAAGAACUAGUCAGACGCACAGACUUACCUUUAGAUUUAAGUACUAAAAGUUAA
Molecule: messenger RNA, 1251 nt
Organism: Spodoptera littoralis (African cotton leafworm)
Lineage: Eukaryota; Metazoa; Arthropoda; Insecta; Lepidoptera; Noctuidae
Source: the annotation of a GenBank genome assembly